Epinephelus fuscoguttatus (brown-marbled grouper) is the source of this 3190-nucleotide messenger RNA. RefSeq names its product very long-chain acyl-CoA synthetase-like. Gene Ontology annotation, molecular function: long-chain fatty acid transmembrane transporter activity; long-chain fatty acid-CoA ligase activity. The record is from RefSeq and is a predicted model, not a curated record. The coding region runs from base 80 to 1942 and encodes 620 amino acids. NCBI's taxonomy places the organism in Eukaryota, Metazoa, Chordata, Actinopteri, Perciformes, Serranidae. The transcript has 10 exons.
CUGCAGCUGAUGUUUGCUGGUGAAAGUUAAAUCUUCCAGGACUCUCGCUGCAGACGGACUGAAACUUUUCUGAUUUAUAAUGAUUGCAUAUAUUCUUUACACCGUACUUGCGGGUUUGGCAGUUUUGCUGUUAUUUCUUUACUUGAGAAACCCUUACUUUUUUCAAGAUUUACGUUACACUAUUACUUCCAUUAAAAUUGGUAUAAGCAUCAACAGAUUCCAGAAGCAGAAACCUUUUUACAGUAUUUUGGAUCGUUUCCUGGACCAGGCGAAGAAGCAGCCGCAUAAGAAGUUCAUUCUUUUCGAGGACAGCUCGUACACUUACAGCCAAGCCGACAGAGAAAGCAACAAAGUGGCCAGAGCUCUGUCCACGCAUGCCCACCUGAAGCCAGGGGACACGGUGGCUCUGUUCCUGGGCAAUGAGCCGCAGUUUGUGUGGAUGUGGCUGGCACUGGCCAAGCUGGGCUGCACGGCUUCUUUUCUGAACUACAACAUCAGAUCCAAGUCUCUGCUGCACUGCUUCUCCUGCUGUGACGCUAAGGUCCUUGUCGCUGGUGCUGACUUGCAAGAUGCUGUAGAGGAGGUGUUGCCCACUUUGAAACAACAGGGCAUCCGUGUGUUUAUCCUCAGUGAGAAGUGUGAUGUAGAGGGCAUUGAAAGCUUCUCUGGUAAAAUUCAGCAGGCCUCAGACCAGCCUGUGUCCCCUGAACUGAGGGCCAACAUCAAGAUAAAGAGCCCUGCGCUGUACAUCUACACCUCAGGAACAACAGGGCUUCCAAAGGCGGCUGUAAUCAACCAUGAAAGGGUUUGGAUGGCAACUUUUCUGCAGGCUAUUGCUGGCGUACGCUCAGACGAUGUCAUCUACAUUUACCUGCCUCUGUACCAUUCUGCUGGCUUUCUGAUGGGACUUUGUGGGGCCAUAGAAAACGGCAUCACUGUUGUUUUAAGGCGUAAAUUCUCUGCGUCCCACUUCUGGAAUGACUGUCGAAAGUACAAUGUGACUGUUAUUCAGUACAUAGGGGAAAUCAUGCGCUAUCUCUGCAACGCACCAAAGAGAGACAAUGACAGAGAUCAUAAAGUCCGACUGGCUUUGGGGAACGGUAUAAGAUCCGAUACCUGGGCCGAUUUCCUGCAGCGAUUUGGGGACAUUUGCAUCUGUGAAUGCUACGGAGCAACAGAAGGAAAUGUUGGAUUUGUCAACUACUGCGGCAGAGUUGGAGCAAUUGGCAAAGAGCAUUUUCUCUACAAAAUGGCGUGUAAGUAUGCUCUCAUAAGGUACGACACAGAGAAAGAGGAGCCAGUCAAAGACUCCCGAGGAUUCUGUAUUGAAGUCCCCAGAGGAGAGACGGGUCUGUUGGUAGCAAAGAUCGGAAAGAGAGCACCCUUCAGCGGCUAUGCCAAGAACACUCAGCAGACAGAGAAGAAGAAGUUGAGAGAUGUGUUUGUGAAGGGAGACCUUUACUUUAACAGUGGGGACCUUCUAAAGAUAGACCACGAGGGAUUUAUCUUCUUCCAAGACCGCAUUGGAGACACUUUCAGGUGGAAAGGAGAAAACGUGGCAACCACAGAGGUGGCCGAUCAUUUGCUCACAGUGGACUGCAUUGAGGAGGCUAAUGUCUAUGGUGUGAAGGUGCCAGGACACGAGGGAAGAAUUGGAAUGGCAGCACUGACGCUCAAAGAAAACAUGGAGUUUGACGGCAAAGCUACAUAUCAGUAUGUCAAAAGCUGCCUCCCCAGCUACGCAAGACCGCGCUUCAUACGCAUACAGGAUGCACUCGUAGUAACUGGGACAUUUAAGCAAAUGAAGGUGAAGCUGGCAGAGGAGGGCUUCAACCCUGCUGUCAUCAAGGACCCUUUGUUCUACCUGGAGGACAACAAGGGCUACAUACCCAUGACUCAGGAGAUAUUCAACUCCAUCGCAGAGGGAAAAAUCAGGCUCUGAAUGAAUUCAGUGUUUAUUGUUGGAUUUUCAACCUCAAAAUUGUACAUUUGAUUUUUAGGCUUUAAAGGACCAGUUUGUAGGAUAUAGCGGCAUCUAGUGGUGAGGUUAAAGAUUGCAGCUGACUGAAUACCUCUCCCCUCACGCCUGCCUUUCCAAGAAUGUUGGAGAACCUGUGGUGGCCUUCAUUCAAAUAGACUACCACAAUAUUUUUUUUAACUCAAUAUCGAUCUUGCAACGAUAUUGUGGGGACGACUGUUGGUGCUUUUACAAGAUAUCUACACAAUGAGAUUUUUGAUAAAUAAUUAUCAGUAAUGUGGAUAGAAUGAAUGAAGUGAUUAAAGAGCUAAAACAGUCUGCUAGAUUACAUCACUUUACUGUAAUGCAGCCUUUUGUAAGACAGCGCUUACAAUAUUACGAUAUCCAAAAUCUAUGACACGACCAAAUUUAAGCCGCGACUUUAAUGUAAAAAAAAGACGAAAGACCCUCGCUAGCGCCAUGGUUUGGUUCGUCUUUUUUGGGCUACUGUAGAAACACGAUGGUACAAAGAGAUGGUCACACAUGAGCGAAUAUAGGUGAGUGGCCAUUGCUUGCCGAGGCAAUAUUCAUGUUGAAUGUGCUUAGCUUCUGAUGUGACACAGAAAGCUAGCUGGCCAAGAAAUACUGUGAAAUAUGAUGUCGUUGGUACAUUUUCCAUGUUCUUACAUUCCAUGUCUGUCUCCCAACUCACUGCCAGACAGGUAGCAUCUCAUGCAGAGCAGUUUGUAUUUUUCUUGGCCAACAUCAUACAAUAUCAGCUGGUCGGCAACAGUCAGUGACACAUCCAUAAAGCUGUGACCUUGCUAGUCAGAGUUCACCAAGUUAAACUGCACACAAUGCCACAAUGUGAAUUUGCUUUGCCACUGGAAGCUUAUGUUUUAUUCACCGCUCUGCUCGCAUUGAAUGCAAGUGAACAGGAGGCAAAUAUUUGCCAGGGUUAAUUUUGCACAUGUGUGACCGAGGCUGACUGUAGAUAAGCGGGGCUCAUCAUGGUUCUUAGUUUCAGGUGAUUAUACACCAAUGAAGACAUCAUUUUGAAUAUUAUAUUCAAUUUCUGCCAGUAGAUCCCUCUAAAUCCUACACACUUUAUUGAAACAGGAUGCCAAGUAAUGAUAAAUGACCUGCACAUUGAGCGUUUAUGUACAACACAUUUCAUGAGCUACUUGUGGGUAAUAUUGUGCACUGAAAUAUUUCAAAGUAUAUAAUUUUGUU